Messenger RNA from Hippocampus comes (tiger tail seahorse), 1892 nucleotides. It is a transcript of the gene cel.2, whose product is annotated as carboxyl ester lipase, tandem duplicate 2. Bases 39 to 1706 code for a protein of 555 amino acids. NCBI's taxonomy places the organism in Eukaryota, Metazoa, Chordata, Actinopteri, Syngnathiformes, Syngnathidae. The transcript has 11 exons. The record is from RefSeq and is a predicted model, not a curated record.
AAGCGCAGUGGCCAAUCAUCGAGGAUCUCAGUUUGGUCAUGAUGGAGAAGCUGGGGAUCUUGGUCACCGUUGCUGUUUUUCUGGAGAUGGUGUCUGCCACUUCUCUUGGGGUGGUGUACACUGAGGGCGGCAUGGUGGAGGGCGAGAAUAUCCGUCUUGGGUACCGUCACCAUAUGGACAUCUUCAAAGGGGUUCCGUUUGCCGACAUUCCCGGAAGGUUUGAGAAACCACAGCGUCAUCCUGGUUGGGACGGUGUUCUGAAGGCCACUGAAUACAGGAAGCGGUGCCUUCAGUUGACCUUAUUCAUGACUGACACGAGAGGAAGUGAGGACUGUCUCUACCUUAACAUCUGGGUUCCUCAUGGCCGAUCGGUGUCAACCAAUCUUCCGGUCAUGGUCUGGAUCUAUGGAGGCGGCUUCAUGGCUGGAGGGUCGAUGGGUGCUAACUUCCUGAAUAAUUAUCUCUACGAUGGGCAGGAGAUUGCAGAUAGAGGAAACGUCAUAGUGGUCACUCUGGGAUACCGAGUGGGAACUUUGGGCUUCCUCAGCACUGGAGACUCUAGUUUACCAGGAAACUACGGUCUCUGGGAUCAGCAGGCUGCCAUCGCCUGGGUUCACAGGAACAUCCGUUCAUUUGGAGGAGACCCAGACAACAUCACUAUCUUUGGGGAGUCUGCAGGUGGCGCUAGCGUGAGCUUCCAGACCCUCACUCCCCACAACAAAGGCCUCAUCAAGAGAGCCAUCUCCCAGAGUGGUGUUGCUCUUUGCCCCUGGGGGAUCAUCAAAAACCCCCGCAAGAUCGCAGAGGAGGUUGCUCUUAAGGUCAACUGUCCCACUGAUGACCGAAUGGCCGCCUGUUUGAAGAUGACCGAUCCCGUGCUCCUCACAAAAGCUGGCCCUCUCAAUUUGUCUGGCUCACCAGAUGCCCCCCUCGUAAACAACUUGGUCCUGUCAGCUGUAAUUGAUGGGGAUUUCCUGCCCGAUGCACCUUCCAAGUUGUUCCACAAUGCCGCUGAUAUCGACUACAUUGCAGGAGUCAAUGACAUGGAUGGACAUAUUUUCACUGCAUUCGACGUCCCUUCAAUCAACUCCCACCUUGUAGACACGCCCAUUGAGGACAUGAAGCGGCUGCUGGCUUCAUAUACUCGAGAAAAGGGCAAGGCCGGUCUGGAUGAAGCAUACUCCACGUACACUUCAACAUGGGCAUCCAAUCCCAGCAAGGAGGACAUUAAGAGAACAAUUGUGGAUAUUGGAACAGAUUACAUCUUCUUGGUUCCUACACAGGCUGCCCUUUACCUUCAUGCUGCUAAUGCCAAAUCGGGUCGCACCUACUCCUAUCUCUUCUCUGAGCCCAACCGUAUGGCCGGCGUCGGAAGGCCAUAUCCGAGCUGGGUGGGUGCUGACCACGCGGAUGACCUGCAGUACGUCUUUGGAAAGCCUCUCACCACACCGCUGGGAUACUGGCCUCGCCACCGUGAUCUUGCUCGCUAUAUGAUUGCCUACUGGACCAACUUUGCCAAAACAGGAGAUCCCAACAAUGGAGACUUGAGCGUACCCGCCACCUGGCCUAAAUUUACCAAUGGACACCAAUACCUGGAGAUCAAUAAUAAGAUGGACAAGAAUUAUGUAAGACAGAAGAUGAGGAUGCGUUAUGUCCAUUUUUGGACCAGCGUUUUGCCCAACCUCCCAAUAAGCAUCCUGGAAUAAAGACCAAAACAUUCAGAAUGCGUCAGUCAUAAUAUUGUAUAAAUUUAAUAUGUAUAUAAAAUAUGUGAAGAAAUGCAAGGAAGAAAAGAUAAACAUCACAGAGGCAAGAUGUUAAAAAAGCCUCACAUCAUGCGAUGCAUUGGCAUUACCGUGAAGUGAUAACACAAUAAAGAUUUUCACAACCUU